Messenger RNA from Ectocarpus sp. CCAP 1310/34, 2583 nucleotides. The record is from the annotation of a GenBank genome assembly. NCBI's taxonomy places the organism in Eukaryota, Phaeophyceae, Ectocarpales, Ectocarpaceae.
AUGUCACGAGCGACCCGUGAUACUGAGGCGAGGGAGCAGGGCGGCAACCCCAACAGGGUCAGCGUCCUCGACCCUGCCGCCCACGGCCCAUCUCCGAAGCAGCUCCACGAGCUGUUGCAUAUCCUAAUUGGCACACCAGCCGGCAUUGUGCAGCAGGUGGGUUAUUUAUUGAUGCUGUUUGUUGAUGUCGUCAAGGUCGGUGCGGCCGCCAACAACGACAGCAGCGCGGCAAGCGGCGGCAACUGUGGCGACUCAACAGCCAACUGCAGGACUCCAGACCAAGUUGCUACAGGUGCUGCUGGUCAAACCCGCGGUUCCACGACGGUCACGGCGGCAGAACGGAAGAGCGCCAUCAGUCUCCUGCAAGCUGCCACCAAAGAGGCAAAGAAGAAAAACAAGAUGAGGGGUGCGGCGAAGGCCAGCAUCAAGAGCGGGAGGUGUUUGGAGAAGACAACCGAUGGGAGCGAUGCAGCGAAGGCGAAAACCCUUCAGUGCUGGGCCGCCAAAGGCAAGCAGAACGUCCGACAGCUGGUGAAAAUUCUGCUCGGUCUGCUGGUUCGGUGGGGCAUCGGGUUACGAGUGGGAUCAUCUGCUGCGGGGGCUGCCUUCGAACUGAUGAUAGGUGUCAUCGACGCAGCUCUGCACGACGACGGCAAGACCAGCAACGGGUCGGUUUCACCCAGCAGCACCCCGUCUCCUUCGUCUUCCCAAGCCGACAUCGCUGUCGGAGGGGAAGACAUCCCGACGUCGGCCGUCGACCGAACGUCCACGAGCAAGCAACAGCAACUGAAGCAUUUCUCGCAUGAUGAGCGAUCCGACCUCGUCCCCGUUUCCUUGCCCGGGGGCCGCAUCGUCGAGACGCCAUCUCCAUCGUCAUGGAGUCAAGAACGGCGUUCAUCGAAUGGGGCACAACCAAGCAACGUCGCCGGCAUUGGCAUCGUCGGACACGCCAACAACACCGCCCCGGCCUUUGUGCUGUCAACAUCACCGCUAUCCUCGUCACUCUUGAGAAAAUUGGUCCGGGGUACGGCGGCGGCGGGAGCGGCGGCGUCGCUGUCGGAGGAGACACCGUCUUCAUCGCCGAAGGAGGACAUGUUCACCAUCUUCGAGGCCGCGGACGAGAGGUGGCCCAGCUCGGACGAUGAUGGAGAGGAGGCGCCCCUGACUAGGAAGAUGCAGGCCAGCCUUGUGCUCGAUGAGGUGACCAACACACCCGGACCCGCCGGGAUGGCCGCAGAGGGGGGAACAUCGACGACGCACUCUCCUCCACCGGCAGGUGUCGCGCUUGACCAGGAGGUGGUGAUGCCGUCCGGCGUUGCGCUGAAUCUCGAUGCGGAGGCUUCAACAAGAAGCGAGCCGCCAAGUGGGGCCGGGGAACCCUACGGGGGCGGACAGAUCGUGCCCUACGGGUACAUGCCCACCGGGGCUUGGAACAAUGAAACAGCGGCGUUCAUACCGCUAGCUACGUCAAGACACCUCGUCAAUGGCCGUAGACUGCACGACAAGGCUGUGAACAUCAUCCCAAGCCAGAUGGACGUCGAUCCGUCCAUGCGUCUGAGCAUCGGAGCGCCGCACAGGCUCGCCUCAUUUGGCCCGCUGGAAGCGCGAUCGCGCCAGCAGCAGCAGCCACUCCAGGAGUCGAUCUUGGGAACACCGCAGGAUGUUGGGGCCUCAGCAGUGGGAAGGCAGAGAACCGACCGCCCAUGGGUAACUCCUAGCCACCACGAGUUCCAGGACAGCGAUGACACGGACGACAGCUCCGUCGCCGCCGACAGCGAGGGAGAGAACGAGCACGAUGGUCGCGGCGACAGUGACGCGGGAAACGAGGACGAAGACGACGACGAGCCUCCACCGCCGCCUUCGGCCGGCCGCAUCGAUCGCGACCCCCUGGACGACCUGCUGCGCGCUUUUGCUGGCCUUGCCGCUCUCCGCGGCAGCUCCGACGGCGUUGAGAGCGACGGCGACGAGCGCAGCAGCGGCGCAUGGGCAGCGAGUCCAGCAGAGAUGAGCUCGGCCGCACUCGCGACGACGACGACGGAGCGCGACCUAAACUGCGAUGCGCGGAUGGGCGUCUUCCUCUGCCUCGAAGAGAGAGAGUACCCCAGAUGCAGGGCGGGUUACGAGAACCUUGAGGAAGGCCAGGCUAAGUGGGCUCUGUCGGUCAUCGGAAAGAUCGCGGACGCGAUCGAUGCGCCGACGCACACCGUCACGCUUGCGGCCAUAACCCUCGGAGUAGCCGGCGGUGUGCCGGGACUCAUGGACGCGCUGAGCAAUGAACAGAUCUACCUCCUCCCCGCGGCGUGCGUGGCGGACUCCAUCUGUCGAUUGCAAGAAUCUGGGACUGAGGAGAGCCCCGCCUAUGACUUGAACAGGGCGACAGACGCGAUGCUGACAAUCACGAAGACCUCGUCGGAGGGCAGGGGUGACGGCGGAGCUCGAGAACUUUUCAACCAGACCGACAAGCGCGUUCGUACCGCGGUCUUGGAAGACUUGCUCCGUACGCUUUCGCCGUCGGACAUAGCGCGCGGCGCCUUCUUUGACGCCACCGGUGUGUCCGUCAACUUCACCGUACAAAGCGCAUAG